AUGUCUACCAAUCAUUCCACAGCUGGCGAGAUCGCCAUCGCCGAAGAUAGUUUAAGAAUAUGGAGCUGCGUUACAUGUCGGCGUCGCAAGGUGAAAUGCGACAGAAAAGACCCUUGCUCUAAUUGUGUCAAGAACCAAAUCGAAUGCCACUUUCCUGUUACUGGCCGUCUUCCACGCCGACGAGAUCCCGCGGCGUGGAAGUCGCCAACUGAGAAGCAAGCCGAACUAUUAGAUCGAUUGAGGCGUCUUGAAUCACUCGUUACAGAACUUGCAGCACAAGUGGAAGACGGCCCGGACAAGAUCCAGUCCCUAUUCACGGGGCCAAUGACCAGUGCCACAGGUGUCAUCCAUUCUGGAGAAACAGUCAACGCUGCGGUUGGGAAGCGAGGACCACGAGAUUUGGAAUCACCCAUGGCAGUUGGCGAAUUGAUAUCUGCCAUGAAAUCUUCGUUUCAAGGAGAGAUAAAUGAAGAUUUUGGGAGAUUGGUUGUUGGAAAAGAAGCCGGUUUGCAAAUCGGAAAGGGUUUCUGGUCCAUUUUCUGCAAUGAGGUCGAGCACAUAUUUCAAGCUAUUCAAGAUGUGACUUCCGAUAAAUCAGGCUCAAACCUUGAGGCCACUUCAUCGAACAGCCAAAGACAGUCAAAUAGCAUCUACUCGGAAUUUUAUUUAGGAAACCAGUAUACAAGAGAUGUCCCUCAAAGCCUCGAUGCUUUAUACCCCCUACCAUCACAGAUGCUUUUCAUCUGGCGGACAUAUCUAGAGAACAUUGUUCCAUUCAUUAACGUCAUUGAUAUUGCAGCUGUGGAAGAGGUGGUAACUAAUUUGAGGGGCAAAUUUGACUUCCUUGAGCCGAGCUUGCAGGCCUUAUUAUUUGCGGUAUCCUUGGCAGCAAUCACAUCAUUGCACGAAGAAGAAGAUCUGGCUUGUUUCGACACACCGCGAAUUGAGCUAAUUGCUCGAUUUCGCCUUGGAACAGAGCGGGCGCUCGCCAAUGCCGAGCUGUUGACUACGAGAAAAAUUGAAACGAUCCAAGCAUUCGUAAUAUAUCUCUCGCUUCUACCAUACAUCGGAGGCCAGGAACUGUUAUCGCCAUUCAUGGGCCUCUUACUAAGGAUUGCGACAUCUUUACAGCUGCACAGAGAUGCGGAAAACUUCAAAAUACCUACUCUGACCAAAGUUGAGAUUGAGAUACGUCGCCGACUGUGGUGGCAGAUUAUCUUCCUUGACUCAAAAUCUCGAUCAAAACGUACAGCAGGAUUGUCAGCAUCAGAUACAAUGUUCGACACUAAAAGUCCAAGCCAUAUGUUGGAAGAUGAAGAAGCCCAAGACAAAGUAAAAGUUAGUCCAUCCUGGAACAAGUUAAACAAGCUUAUCAUCGCCGCUGAAGCCCAUCGAGGGAGGAAUCCAGCAGAGGGGACGUUACGCGUGCGUCCCCAAAAUAAGCCAUAUACAGCCAGCUUCAUCAAUACGGAGGAGAACGUCAGUGGGGCUUCCGAGGCCUCAGUGACUCAGUCGGCUAAUACUCAUAUUCCGCUCGAUUACCCAGAGUCCAACCAGGCCGCAUUCGACAAUAGGUCAGAGAUUGAUGAAUCGAAUAAAUUUGAAUCCGCUAUGGCAUUCUAUCCUAUGGAAUGGCGUCCAUGGGAUGAGGGACUCGCCACUGACAACGAAUUUUGGGACUUCGAUUUUGCAAAUGUCGAAGAAUCGCUGGAACUAUAG
Molecule: messenger RNA, 1719 nt
Organism: Trichoderma breve
Lineage: Eukaryota; Fungi; Ascomycota; Sordariomycetes; Hypocreales; Hypocreaceae
Product: fungal zn(2)-Cys(6) binuclear cluster domain-containing protein
Exons: 3
Coding region: 1-1719 (572 amino acids)
Biological process (GO): regulation of DNA-templated transcription; DNA-templated transcription
Molecular function (GO): zinc ion binding; DNA-binding transcription factor activity, RNA polymerase II-specific; DNA binding
Source: RefSeq, a predicted model, not a curated record